AUGAGACGAAUAUUCUACGCGGUGCCACUGUUUGCGAUCGAUGUAUUUGCAGGAAACUGCACCGAUGACCCGGUUUGUCCUACCCUAAUGCUUGGCCCGGUGGCCAAAUCAAGCGUGAAGGCAAAGUGCUCCUGCAUCGUCGCCAUCUUCCUGCCUUCAUAUGCGAAAGGCAAUUUCCUGCUGACAAUCGGCGAUGUUUGUCCGGUAAUGUGCGGGACUUGUGCUCCUCCCACUACCGCUACUUCAACUACAAAGAAGCCGACCACAACUACACUUCCAGACUCUGAACGCUAUCAACAGAUCCUUGAAGCUGACGAGAAAUUUAAUGAAUUGACGAAUCAGCUCAUGGAUUUGGGUAUCCAGCUUAACGCCACCGACGGCCUGGACCGCUACGCAAAAUAUGAGCAGCAAAAGGUCCAAGUUGAUGCUCACAACGAAAAAUAUGAAGCCGGAGAGACACUGUAUCAAGAAGUGCUCAACAAAUUUAGCGUCAUGAAAAGUACAGAACGGGCUCCGCUUUCACUCAUUGUACAACCGUUCGAUACCGUGCCGACAACAGAAGCGGCUGCUCCAGUUGCCCGUAAGAAGCGUGAUGCCGAGAACGCAACAGUGGAUUGGCGGCCGUACUUUGGGGACAUUAUGGAUCAGGGGAGCUGUGGAGGUUGUUGGGGAUUUGCGAUGAAUGGUCUCCUAGAAGGAUGGCUGUCCAUUAAAGGCGUACCAACACCCCAGCUAUCGGUCCAACAAAUCCUGGACUGUGACCGCCAAGUCGAUCCCACUUACGGAUUGGCGAACAAAGGUUGUGAUGGAGGGUAUUUUCAGGUAGCCACCAACUAUCUAUCAACCAAAUCCCUAACUACCUCUGCUACCUACCCCUUCCGUGGCAGUAGCAACGCCACAUGUCUCCUCAGCGGGUUCGGGUCUUCGCUGAGGGUGUCGAGCUUCGAUACGGGCUUCAUCACCACCACCAACAAGACGACCACCUCAAAGUUCAUCAGUCUCAGCCAAGACAUGGAGGAUCGUGUCCGGAAAGGGCCAGUGGCUGUCGGAAUGGCAGUUGCUGAUGAGCUAUACGCUUAUGGAGGCGGAAUUUAUGAUGGGCCCUGUGCUUCUACCAUCAAUCAUGCAGUGGUUAUAGUCGGAUUUACCGAGCAGUAUUGGAUCAUCAGGAACAGUUGGGGGCCCACGUGGGGAGAAUCCGGCUACGUUCGAGUACUCAGACGGAAUGGAACAGAUCCAUGUUCGUUAACUUCUUAUUGGGCUACGAUUCUUCAAUUUGGGACUACCGAGGACAAACCAAACCAAUGGAUCAACAUUCCAAGUGGCCAGAAUGUGACUGCAAGUACAGAGGAGCCAGAAGCGACUACCACAACUGUAGCUACCAAUUCUACGGGCACUUGUGACGCGUGCUCCGUUUGUUCUGUAUGUGGGGAGGACGAUGACGAUGACGAUGAUGAUGACGGUAGUUUUCUGAAAAGCUCC
Molecule: messenger RNA, 1482 nt
Organism: Mesorhabditis spiculigera
Lineage: Eukaryota; Metazoa; Nematoda; Chromadorea; Rhabditida; Rhabditidae
Source: the annotation of a GenBank genome assembly